AGAUUCCAUAUUGCUUGUUUCGUCCAGUCAAUCCUUGAUUCUGCCACUCUAUUCCUGCUUCCAGUCUUCAUAUCGCUACUCAGUUCUCACGACCAAAUUCCAGGGACGUGGCCAGAAACGUUCCAGGUUGCUGUCUCGGAGAUUACAAUAACACACACGUGCACAUAACAAUAUCUUUCAUCCUCCUUUUACUUAUUCAUUGCUUCACUUCGUAGCUGCUGCUGCCUUUCCAUCAGUCCAUUACUCCCUGACAGAGCGUCGCUCCAAUAUAUCGUACGGCAUAUCGCUUAAAUUAUCGUAAAAUAAAGGAAGUAGCAUGUCGUACAGACGAAUAUUGCUGCCGGAGCCUCCGCCAGUCAUAGGAUCGGCCGGAGCACCGGAGAUCUUCGAGCAAGGCGGCACGGCGGCCGUGAUUCGUCGCGCUGUGAUUCUAGGGAAUGGCCACCCUGGCAGCGAGCACCAGAGCCUGGGACUCGUGCGAGCUCUGGGCCUGGGGGGGUCAAUGGAGGUUCAGAGAGUGGUUCGUCCAAAAGCCGGCCUUCACCGAUGGUUACGGUGGUUACCAAUAGAGGCGCACCAAAAGCUAGACGCGUACCUCUCCGUAAGACUAGCGAACUUCUUUCAAACCAUCUCCGCCGUAGUGCUCCGAUUAGCUCUCCUCCCACCCCCUAGACUGUCCCUGCCAGCCCCUGCAUCAACAGCGUCAGGAGCAGCAGCAACAUCAACAUCAACAUCAACAUCAACAGCAGCACCAGCAGCAGCAGCACCAGCAGCAGCAGGAGCAGCCAGAACAGCAACAGCGGCAGCAACAGCAGCAGCAGCACGAACAGCUGCAGCAGGAGCAGCUGCAGCAUAUGCAGAUGUAUGGUCUGAGCCAGGAGCGGGAGCAGCUGCUGCUAGUAACUCAAACCACCAGUCUCCUAUGUUCGUCAACGGCAUCCUAGGUUCGGCAGGCAAGCCCUCAGAUAUUAUUGGUAGCUCUACUAACGCUCGGAACGGCACCACCGCCAAUAGCACCCUCGCCAAUGGCACGCUUUCUGCAUCAUAUCAUACCUCUGACCCCAAUUUUCCUCCUAAUGGAGUGACUCAAAACACACCCAAACCCGUGCUCCUUCCUCGAAGUUCCUCUUCCUCGGUCCAUCGGCCCCGCAUCCUAUCAGAACCCUCCACGUCAGCGUUUCUGCCAGCAGCCGCCCCAGCGGACCCUGCUGCCAUUGCAGCAGAAGCGAACGAGACUCUUGAAAGCGAAGGCCCACUACUCGUAGUAGCAGCGGGCAGGGACACGGCAGCAGCAGCUGCGGAAGUGAAGCGACUAGCCCCCCACUCCACCCUGGUGGUGCAGAUCCAGCAUCCCAGAAACGACCUCCACCAGUACGACCUGGUGGUGGCGCCUCUGCACGACUUCUACGGGCUUACAGCAGCAGCUGGCAGGGAGGUGCACCCCUGGAUACUGAAAUGGAUCGCCCCUGCCCCACCCACCAAGAAUGUGGUAUUGACAACUGGCGCGCUGCACAUAGCGGAGCCCACGCUCCUCCGCUCAGCUGCUGCCACGUGGCACUCCCUCAGCGAAUUCCCCAAGCCACUUGUCGUGGUCAACAUCGGCGGGCCCACACGUCACUGCAGCUACCGCCCGGAUUUGAUUGGACAGCUGGCGUUGACACUCAAAGAAAUGCUGCGGGACUGCCAGGGGUCACUCAGUGUCUCGUUUUCCAGAAGAACGCCUGUGGCGAUGCAGAGAGUGCUCCGCCAUGAGCUCAAGGACCAGGAUGCUGUCUACAUAUGGGAUGGACAAGGUCUGGACCCACACUUGGGCAACCUCGCUUGGGCUGACGCGUUUAUAAUCACGGCUGAUUCUGUCAGCAUGAUCAGCGAAGCGUGCUCCACAGGCAAGCCAGUGUAUGUGGUAGGCGGCGAGCACUGCAAGUGGAAAAUAGCUGAGUUCCACCGAACCCUCCAGCACCGUGGAGCCAUUCGGCCGUUUAACGACAAUGUCAAUCUUGCAAGCACAUGGAGCUACCCCCCAUUGACAGACAAUGUGGAUGUAGCAACGCGUGUCCGCGCGGAAGUAGCCAAGCGCGGAUGGGUCUUGCACCCUCCUUAGUUCUACAUGUGUAGAUAAGGCAGCCUCUAGAGUGAAAAGUUGCUAUGUAUCGUGUACAAUCUGUGAUGUUGUUGGCGAUGAGGGUUAGGUGAUGAAAAAAUUAACGCAAUAGUAAGGUCAUGAUGGAAAGCGUUAUAAGAUACCUACUAGUUGCGAGGUGGAAAGAGAUCUACUAUCA
Closterium sp. NIES-67 is the source of this 2279-nucleotide messenger RNA. The record is from the annotation of a GenBank genome assembly. Lineage: Eukaryota; Viridiplantae; Streptophyta; Zygnematophyceae; Desmidiales; Closteriaceae.